AUGCGGCUGAGAAGGUUCCGAAAACCAGCGCGAGAUGGAGCUGUAGUGGCCAUAGAAGUGAGCAAUGCGUACGCCGUCAUCAUUCUCAAGUACAUUUUCGGGCUGAGCAAACUCCUGUUCGGGGUCGGGAUGCUGGUGGUGACGGAUUCGACGGUGGUGGGGAUCGUGGCGGUGGCACUCGGCGUUUUUCUGCUGUCGAUCGGUUUCGUGGGGAAUUACACGCUGAACCGGGGCGUCCGACGCCUCCGCGUCAAGAAGAUGUUCCCCAUGCCGGAGACCCUCGGGGAUCGAGAGAGUGCGACGUCGGACCCGAGCCAGGAGCAGGAGUCCGCCGGCUCCCGGUACGAGGAGUCCGCCGGUUCUCGAUACGGGUGGCGGGACGAACCCGACGCGUCGCCGCCGACGGCGGUCGCGAUCAUCCACCCGUCGUACGAAGAGAGCGAGUUCCGGGCCGUGGACUUCGGGAGGCUUGCCUUCUCGGUCGAGGAGGAGAGGACGCCGGUGGCGGGUGCGAGGGGUUUCGCGGCGCAAGAGGAGGGGCCGUUGUAUUCGGUGGAUCUGGGCGAUCCGACGCCGAGUUAUUCGAGGGGAUCGAGCGGGCAUCCGCCGUCGCAUUCGUUGCAUGAGGGCAGGAACUCGCCGCCUGAGGCCAGGGCGAAUUACAUGUUAUACGGUGAGAAGGAUUCGCGGAUGGGUCCCCGGUUCUCCUCACUCGAGAGCGUCCCGUUGAGGGAGGACGAUGUGGUGAGCGUGGCUGGCUUCCCCGGAUUCGAGCAGGCCUUCACAGUGCGGGUACGACGCAGCGUUCCUUCAUUCCGCUUCGUCGUCUGCGAGGUGGGCAAUGCAUACGCUGUAAUCCUGGUGUUAGGGAUCUUUGGCCUGAGCGAAUUUUUCUACGGUCUCGGACUGUUAAACUCGGAUCACACGACGGCGGCGACCCUCUUCAUCGUCAUCGGCCUCGGUCUGCUGUUCUUGGCCUUUCUGUUGGGUUACGCUCUGCACCUGGGCGUUCGGCGCCUCCGAGUGGAGAAGAUGUUCCCCAGGCCUCGGCCCCUUCUCUCGAAUCGAGACGUUUCGGCUGACGACGAAGGCGAGGGCCACGACGGGGAUCGAGAGCCGACCGCGAUGGGCGGAGAUGGGACGGUCGGGGAACCGUCACCGUCAUCGACGAUGGCAGUCAUUCAUCCGACGUACGAGGAGACUGCAUUUCGGCUCGCGGACUUCGGAAAACUUACCUUCUCCGUCGAGGAAGAAUACCGGCCGGAAUCGGUGACUCGUCCCCCAUGGGGCAGUAGUCCUCCAUCGUCUCACACGCAGGACUCAGGCGAACGUCCUUCAUCGUUUUCACGCGGAGACCAGAAGGGGACUCUCGCGUGGGUGGACCUCCAUGCAUUGCAUGCGCCAUCGCACCCGGGCGGAUCCUCGCCGUCGGAGACCGGCGAGAACUACAUAUGAGGCCGAUAGGGGUAUGAUGGACGAUCGACCGAGUGAACGCUGUUGUGAUGCCAGAAAUUCCAUCGAUCGUGUCGAGGUCGAGAGAUGAUUGCUGGUUUGGAUUCGACAUCCUUCCGAGUUCUCAAAGAUACGAUCGGUCGACCUGCACUACCAUUAAUAUCGCCAACAGUCUGGAAAUAUUCAAUACUUUUGACUGCUGGUGUGCGUGAACCAAGGCUCUAUUCCAGAUUUACUCUUAAUUUGAGCUGGAUUGUUUUUAUCAGUUUGGGCUUCAUCACUUUUCAACGGAAAAUAUCGAAUGCAAUGGGAAGUGGAUUUGGCGAUUCCCAUUGAGGAAUUGUAGAAAUAUGAAUGGAGAUAUUGGAGAUAAACGUUUUUGAAGAGGGCCACGUCAGAGCCAAGAACCUCGCAUUUCAAGCAGUUCGCCGCUUCCAUUUCAUUUCGUGGUUAUAAAUCCAACUUGUCAGAGGAUCCCGGCCGGGAUUCCGAAUAUCUCAUCCUUUCAUGUGUUUACUUCCCAGGAGGGAGAGAUAAGGAUUCCGAACGACCAACCUAUAAUACUCCUUUAUCUGCAGAGGCAGGAAGCAGGUCGAGUGCAUCAAUGUGAAUUGACCAGAGCGAAUGGCCAGGGGGAAUAGGGCGUUGAGACGAAUUCUCCCGGUCGGGAGAUUUCGUCGGAUCUCCCGGAUCUGCGCUGUGAUAAUCCAUAUCCUACAUUUAUGCCAGUUUCCUCUGACUCGGGGAAACAUGACUUUAAUACCAUGGAUGCAUUUCCCCCCGAAUCGAUGAAUCGUGUGUUUGGUUCGGUGACCGU
Messenger RNA from Darwinula stevensoni, 2269 nucleotides. Lineage: Eukaryota; Metazoa; Arthropoda; Ostracoda; Podocopida; Darwinulidae. The record is from the annotation of a GenBank genome assembly.